UUUUUUUUUUUUUUUUCUUCUUUUUGAAUCAGAUUUCGGGAAAGGAUCAACUGUCGACUUUUAAAAAUAAGUAAAUUUCGCGAAUGAACUAAAUUCAUACGAAUAAAUAAUCGAGAAAACAAAUGAACGCGACAAUCGAUUAGGUAUAUGGAUAUAUUAUAUAUACAUAUAUAUACAAAAAUGUAUAAAAUCGUGCUCGUAUCUCGUAUGACAGAAUAAGGAUAAACCGAACAUCUUUCUUUCGUCCACCUAUCUUCCAGAAUUCUUUAACGCGAGUAUUCUCGGACACGUAAAUUAUAAUCUCGUGUUGCAAGAAAAGAAAAAAAUAGAAGAAAAAGAAGAAAAAAGAAAGAAACAAUAAAGAAAAACCACUAUACAACACAACAUUAGAAAAGAUUUCGAAAGUGAUCACGAUGCUCAAAAAUUCGAGAACUCGUAUAUACGGAUAAGAGAAGAAUAAAUAAAUAUUUCAAAAGUAAUGUACGAGACAACAAAGGACAGAAGAAAUGAUAAGUCAUUGUCAUGAACAUCCUUGAAAGUAUCAAUAAACAUAAUAUUACGGUAGUGAACGAGCCCAAAAUUCGUGCCAAUACAUUUUCAAGAAUUUUACGUGAAAUUGAUUAUGAAGAAUUAGGCGAAUCGAUUUGUAAUAAGAAUUAUUCUAAAACUGUUUUUCAAGGUCCAUUGAAAAAUCAUACGAUAGAAAAUGAAAAAGUUAUUUUAUGUGCCGAAAGUGACACCGAAUCGAGAAAGACUAAUGCUGAAAGUGCGAAAACGAAGAAGAAAAAGAAACGAAGAUACUUAACUAUUUGCACUAGUAAUUGCAAAUACGACGUAGUCAGACGCGUAGCAGCACGAUUUGGAAUGAAGGAAGUGACCGAAGACAGUAGUUGGAAUCUUUACUGGACCGAUCUAAGUGUCAGUAUCGAACGUGCAAAAGAUAUGAAAAGGUAUCAAAAGGUCAAUCAUUUUCCUGGAAUGACGGAAAUAUGUCGAAAGGAUUUACUUGCCAGAAAUCUCAAUCGCAUGUUGAAACUCUUUCCAAAGGAUUAUAAUUUUUUUCCAAAAACUUGGUGCUUUCCUGCGGAUCACGGCGAUGCCAUUGCUUACUCGAAAAUACGUCGAGCAAAGACUUACAUAAUCAAACCAGAUACUGGCUGUCAAGGACGUGGGAUUUAUUUAACCAAAAAUUUGAAAGAUAUUAAACCAAGCGAACGUAUGAUCUGCCAAGUCUACAUUUCCAGGCCAUAUUUGAUAGACGGAUAUAAGUUCGAUCUGCGUAUCUACACAUUGAUAACAUCAUGCGAUCCUCUUCGAAUAUAUGUUUACAAUGAUGGCCUAGCAAGAUUUGCUACGAGUAGAUACAAGGAACCAACUGGUCACAACACAUCGAACGUUUUCAUGCACUUAACUAAUUAUGCUGUUAACAAACAUAGUCGUAUGUACAUCGUUGACGAAGAGAUAGGUAGCAAAAGAAAGAUCUCGACUUUGUUGAAAUGGUUAAAAGUUAAGGAUAUCAAAGUUGACGAUCUAUGGAAUAAGAUCGACGAGAUUAUUAUCAAAACUAUAUUAGCUGCUCAUCCUGUUCUAAAACAUAGUUAUCGUACUUGUUUCCCAACGCACGAUAGAACCUACGCGUGCUUCGAACUUUUAGGAUUCGACAUUUUACUCGAUUGGAAACUGAGACCAUAUCUUUUGGAAGUCAAUCAUUCGCCAAGUUUUCACACAGACGCACAAAUCGACAAGGACGUCAAGGAAUCGCUUUUGACCGACACCUUCGAAAUGUUGAAUCUUCAACAAUGCGAUAAAAAGAAAAUCAUAGAGGAAGAUAGAAGACGCGUUAGGGACAGAUUACUUCAAGGUGUAAUCUUGAAAGAUUUCAGCUCGAACAAUGAUAACACCAUGAUGGGCUUGUUGAAAUCGGAAAAAACUGAACAGGAUUACAUAGAGAGACAAUUUAAAUGGGAGGACGAUCAUGUCGGUAAUUUUCGUCGAAUAUAUCCGUCCAUUAACGACGAGAAAUAUCAACAAUUUUUUAAACAGAAUGGCACCACAGUAUUCCAAGAGACCGUGGCGUCUCGUGCACGGGAGGAAGCGUCUAAAAUUCAUAAAGAAGAGAACGAAAUUAAAAUAAAAGAGCAGGAUAAUAAAAAGACCAACGGCAAGUGGAUCGAUCAGAAACCGAUUCCGGAAAGUCCGAUGGUUGGACAAAAGAAUAAUAACAAACGUUUGGAACAUAAGUCUUUCACUUAUUUGAAGAAGAUUAUACCACAAAGGCCAUUAUCAAAAAAUUCGGACAAAGUACUGUCCUCCUUCGAACCUGAGAUAAUAUCAGAGUCCGAAGAAAGAGAAAGGGUAACUGCCCUAGCUCAACGUGAUUUUCUUUUAAGAAGUUAUGGUAUACUGGAACAGAUUUACAUGGCUAUGAAACAGAACGGUACACUUAGGGACAAAGACGUUAAAAAAUAUGGUGUCUAUGGGAGGUUAUCGCUGAAGAAUGAAAAAAAUCUAUUCCGCGAAAGAGCAUCGUUUGGCAUGUCAAGAAGCAACGUUAAAUCAUCAUAAUCAUCGUUAUUAUCAUAAAUGACUAUUGAAUCAUUGUUCAUAAUUUCGUCCAAACAAGUAGUGAAAAAAAAGAAAAGAGAAAGGACAACAAAACAAAUAUAAUACAUUAAUUAAUUAAUUGAUUGAUU
This is a messenger RNA of Vespula pensylvanica (western yellowjacket), 2693 nucleotides long. Its product is annotated as tubulin polyglutamylase TTLL13P-like. Gene Ontology annotation, cellular component: cilium. Gene Ontology annotation, molecular function: tubulin-glutamic acid ligase activity; tubulin binding. Gene Ontology annotation, biological process: microtubule cytoskeleton organization; protein polyglutamylation. The coding region runs from base 523 to 2565 and encodes 680 amino acids. Lineage: Eukaryota; Metazoa; Arthropoda; Insecta; Hymenoptera; Vespidae. The record is from RefSeq and is a predicted model, not a curated record. The transcript is spliced from 11 exons.